Vanderwaltozyma polyspora DSM 70294 is the source of this 474-nucleotide messenger RNA. RefSeq lists its product as uncharacterized. Lineage: Eukaryota; Fungi; Ascomycota; Saccharomycetes; Saccharomycetales; Saccharomycetaceae. The transcript has a single exon. The coding region runs from base 1 to 474 and encodes 157 amino acids. The record is from RefSeq and is a predicted model, not a curated record.
AUGCCAAAACUAUUGUUAAUCAGAAACCUAAAUAUUUCAAAUUUGUCAAUUGCUAAAAGAUCAUUUUCCAAUUGGUAUUUACAAGCUAAUGCUAUUUCAAACUUAAAGAAACAGAAUCAAACCUUUUUAGCAGUAAGAGAUGAAAAUGAAUUAUCAUCAACAAUUUUGCAAUCAGGUAAUAUACCACUCAUCUUGAACUUUUCAGAAAGAAAUAAUACCACUUCAAAUAAAAUAACAGGUGCCCUAACAAGAAUCAUUUUAUUAGAAACUGAGAAGAAUGUUAAUGCAGUAGAUGUUGAAAUGGAAUGGGAUGAUAACAAACAUUUGCCUGAAAAAUUCGGUGUUACUUCACUGCCUUGCUUAGUUGCAGUGAGAAAUAAAUUCCCAGUUGAUUAUUAUGUACCUAAAGACCUGUCAAAGACAGAUGUUGACUGGUAUGGACUAAAGAGUUGGAUAGAAAAAAAUGCUGAUUGA